Aspergillus brunneoviolaceus CBS 621.78 is the source of this 1112-nucleotide messenger RNA. RefSeq names its product isocyanide synthase family protein. The record is from RefSeq and is a predicted model, not a curated record. The transcript has 3 exons. The coding region runs from base 24 to 1112 and encodes 362 amino acids. NCBI's taxonomy places the organism in Eukaryota, Fungi, Ascomycota, Eurotiomycetes, Eurotiales, Aspergillaceae.
CUUCCCGAGAGCUUCCAGUUGUGAUGUGUCUGCCUGCUUUCCCCUGCAAGUCGUCGAAUCUCAACAAGGUGGGCGGCGUGGGUCCGGAUCGGGGAGAGGAGCUGGCGUUGCGGCGGCUACACGAGGUGCUGGGUCGUAUGCAGGAGAUCUACGUCCCUGGGGCAUAUCUCUGCAUCAUCAGUGACGGACAUGUCUUCAGCGACUGCAUCGGCGUCGAUGACACCCAGGUGGACCAGUACGGCGCGCAACUGCAGAACCUGAACCGCGCCAUCGACGACAGCAACUGCCAACGCAUCAGCUUCUUAUCGCUGCCCGACCUCCUCGAAGGCGGGCAGACGGGCAACGACCUCCCCCUCCCAGCCUUGCAGCACCACAUUCCCACCGAUCUGACAGGUGAAUCUGAACUCUGUCGACAGAUGCUGCUGCACAUGUGCGGCUCCAACCCGGACGGCCUCCGCAACCAGAUCCUAAUGCAGGAAAAAAGCGUGCUGGCGCUCUACAGGGGGUUUGCACGCUUCAUGCUCGAAGACUUGGAGGAGCACGCAGUGGCGCGGGGGCUCUCUCGCUCGCAGCGCAAAAGGUUGGCCGAGAAGCUGGCCUUCGAGAUGGUUCUGCGCAACCAGGCGUACUCAAACCUAACGGAGCUUUUUCUGCCGCAUUUUCUGCGAUUGUCCAUUCACGCCCACGCCAACCGCGGGCCAAAAUUUGGGAUCUGCCUUUUUGACCGAGCCACGACCCGCCUCAUCCGCCGCGUACACAGGCUCGCCGACGGCCUCGGGAGCUUUGUCGACGAUGCCUCGCCGCACCAACUCCACAUCCCCACCCCCUGGCAUAACUGUGUAUUGCAGUUCGCGGGACACCAGGUUGUCUGUGUGGCGAAAGCCAAGCUCGUCCGGGAUGCCCUGGCUAGCGGUCAGGUGCGCGGGGAUUGGGUGGCGGCCGAUGUGGCGGCGGGUCGCGGGGCAACUGAUACUUUCGGCAUCGUUCCCUCGGUGGCAGGGAUGAAGACAGCGACAACGGAGCCGCGAAGCAGCAUUUGGUGGGGGUGGACAUAUCUGCGCAGGAUGCGGCGGUUCCUCGACUUUCAGCGCAAAGCUACUGGGGUUUCCUGA